GAAUUGGGGAGGGGGGGGAAGGAUCUGAUCACAUCCGCCCGAUCGUCGGCAGCAAAAUAAUCCGAGAAAUUUAAAAAAGAGAGAGAGAGAAAAAAAACAACAAAAAAAUAGAAAAAGAAAAAAAAAAAACCUCAACUCGUGUCCGGAGCGCGCAGCCAGCGGCUAACUUGCACCUUUCUGUAAUGGUAAAAAGACAGCCGCGAUUGUGCUCAGUGAAAUUUAGAGAGACUACACCUUCACACUAUCCCGUCCUACACAAUCUGUCAGACAGAAACUGAGCAACUUCAGCGUUUUUUUCUGUAGGAUGUCGCGCCGCAAGCAAGCGAAACCAAGAUCCCUGAAAGUAGAAGACAAUGUGACAGAGGACCAGCACAGUCCCGGGCAGACUGCCAUUCCAAGCGAUCCAGAGUGCGCCCUCGAGAGGGCGGCGGAGGAUGGUGAGACCGGGCGUCUGAGGAAGAGGCUGCUCUCUCCGGAGGAAGGAGAGGAGGGAGAGGAGGAGGACGAGGAGCCCGCGCUGCACAGCUGCGACAGCUGCCGGCAGGUGUUCGAGUCGCUGAGCGAUCUCACCGAACACAAGAUUAAUCAAUGCCAGCUGACAGACGGUGCCGACCUUGAGGAUGACCCAUCGUGUUCGUGGCCUGCUUCAUCUCCGUCCAGUAAGGACCAGACGUCUCCUGGACACUGCGAGGACUAUGAUUUUGGCGAGGACGAAGGCGGCCCCGGCCUGCCCUACCCGUGCCAGUUCUGUGACAAGUCCUUCAGUCGCCUGAGCUUCCUCAAGCGACACGAGCAGAGUCACGGCGACAAACUGCCCUUCAGUUGCACCUUCUGCAGCCGGCUGUUCAAACACAAGCGCAGCCGAGAUCGACACGUGAAGCUCCACACCGGUGACAAGAAGUACCACUGUGGAGAGUGUGACUCUGCCUUCUCCCGCAGCGAUCACCUCAAAAUCCACAUGAAAACUCACGCCUCCAACAAACCCCACAAGUGCCCCGUGUGCCGCCGAGGCUUCCUCUCCUCCAGCUCGCUCCACGGCCACAUGCAAGUCCACGAGAGGGGCAAAGAUGGCAGCGGCUCCGGCCUCUCCAGAGCGGACGAGUGGAAGCUGAAGGAGACCCGCAAAUGCAGCCGCUGCGAGGAGGGCUUUGAUGUGCCGGAGGAGCUCCAGAGGCACAUCGCUGAGUGCCACCCCGAGUGCUCCCCCUCCGAGGACGGAGGCCUGGGCGCCACCCUGCAGUGCAUCUACUGCCACGAGCCCUUCAGCGACGAGGGCACCCUGCUGACUCACAUCGACCAGGCUCACAGCAGAGACAGGAAGGGCCACACCUGUGCAAUCUGCUCCGAGCAUUUCCUGUCUGUCGAGGACCUCUACGCUCACAUGGACAUCCACCAGCUCCCUGAAUCCAGUAAUCAUAGCAACAGUCCGUCUUUACUGACUGUGGGGUACACCUCAGUCUCAAGUACCACUCCAGACUCUAACCUCUCCGUUGACAGUUCCACGAUGGUGGACACGGCGCCUCCUGUGCCCAAGGCGAGGGGGAGGAGAAAGAGGGCUGCUCAGAACACGUCAGACAUUGGAGGUCGCUCAUCUAAACAACCGAAAGUCUCGUACAGCUGCAUUUAUUGCAAUAAGCAAGUAUUCUCCAGCUUGGCCGUCCUUCAGAUUCACUUAAGAACGAUGCACCUGGACAAGCCAGAACAGGCUCACACCUGCCAGUUUUGUUUGGAGGUUCUUCCCUCCUUGCUAAAUCUAAAUGAACAUCUCAAGCAAGUCCAUAAUGCUGAAGAUCACGCUGCUCUGUUAGCCAGCUUGCCAGAUGCCCUUCUUCAGUGUAACUUCUGCCCUGAGGUGUUGAGUGACCUGAACGCUCUCCAGGAACACAUUCGUUGCUCGCAUGGCUUCCCCAGUCCAGUAGCUAAAGAGAGCAAUGCCUUCUUCUGCCCCCAGUGCUUUAUGGGGUUCUUGACAGAAGCGACAUUGGAGGAGCAUGUUCGACAGACUCACUGUGACGGGGGAAGUCUGCGCUUUGACUCCCCCUUGGCUGUGACUCCCAAGGAGCCAAUAGUGGAGGUGUACUCGUGUUCCUACUGCACCAACUCCCCUAUUUUCAACAGCGUCUUGAAGCUCAACAAGCACAUCAAGGAGAACCACAAGAACAUUCCUCUGGCUCUCAACUACAUCAACAAUGGCAAGAAAUCUCUGCGCACACUCAGCCCCUCGUCACCAAUAUCUGUAGAGCAAACAGUUUUGAAACAAGGCAGCUCAGCCUCACGCACGAGUGAGUUCAUCUGUAACCAGUGUGGAGCCAAGUACACAAGCUUAGACCUUUUCCAGACUCACCUCAAAACUCACCUGGAUGGUCUACAGCCUCAGCUCACCUGUCCACAGUGCAACAAAGAGUUUCCCAACCAAGAAUCCCUGCUGAAGCAUGUGACAAUACACUUCACCAUUACCUCCACGUAUUACAUCUGUGAGAGCUGUGACAAGCAGUUCACCUCGGUGGAUGACCUGCAGAAGCACCUGCUCGAUAUGCACACGUUUGUGUUCUUUCGUUGCACUCUGUGCCAAGAGGUUUUUGACUCAAAGGUGUCCACCCAGCUGCACCUGGCUGUGAAACACAGCAAUGAAAAGAAGGUGUAUCGUUGUACCUCCUGCAACUGGGACUUCAGGCACGAGACCGACCUACAGCUCCAUGUAAAACACAGCCAUCUGGAAAACCAAGGCCGGGCCCACCGAUGCAUUUUCUGUGGGGAGUCUUUCGGCACAGAGGUGGAGCUACAAUGCCACAUCACAACCCACAGUAAGAAGUAUAACUGUCGAUUCUGCAGCAAGGCCUUUCAUGCCAUUGUUCUCUUGGAAAAGCAUUUAAGAGAGAAACACUGUGUAUUUGAGGGAAAGACUCAAAACUGUGGCGCUAACGGCUCGACAAUAGGCACUGGAGAUGGACAGCCUAAAGAAGACAUUGAGCUCCAAGGUCUCCUGACUAACAGCCACGGUGCAGGUGCAGCAGGUGGAUCUGUGGUGGAGUCUCAGAAUAGCCACGAUGGCAGCGAGGAGGAGGUGGACACUGCGGAACCCAUGUAUGGCUGCGACAUUUGUGGGGCAUCUUACACAAUGGAGUCACUCCUCACCAACCACCAGUUGAGGGAUCACAACAUCCGCCCAGGUGAAAGUGCCUUGAUGAAACGGAAAGCGGAGAUGAUCAAGGGUAACCACAAGUGCAAUGUCUGCUCCCGUACCUUCUUCUCCGAGGCAGGGCUGAGGGAACAUAUGCAGACCCACCUUGGGCCUGUCAAACACUACAUGUGUCCCAUCUGUGGGGAGCGCUUCCCCUCCUUGCUCACCCUGACUGAGCACAAGGUCACCCAUAGCAAGAGCCUGGAUACAGGCAGCUGCCGCAUUUGUAAGAUGCCUCUGCAGAGCGAAGAAGACUUUCUGGAGCAUUGCCAAAUGCACCCUGACCUGAGGAACUCCCUGACAGGCUUCCGCUGUGUCGUCUGCAUGCAGACAGUCACCUCCACUCUGGAGCUGAAGAUCCACGGUACGUUCCACAUGCAGAAGACAGGCACUGUGUCCGGCAACCAAGCCAUGGCUCGCAGCAAUGCCAUGUCUCAAAACCAGCAGCAACACCACACCCAAAAACUUUUUAAGUGUGCCUCUUGUCUGAAAGAUUUCCGGUCCAAACAAGACCUAGUGAAACUGGACAUCAAUGGCCUACCUUAUGGACUGUGCGCAUCCUGUGUGGCAGCUGCGGGCUCCAAGAGCUCCAGCCCAACCGUGAAUGGCGGUCGGCAGCUGCAGCAGCACGGGGGAGCAUCCACUCCGGCAGCGACCACGGCCUCAUGGGUCCAGGGCGAGAGUCUCAGUCCCGGAGAAGGAAAAGGCAAAGCCGUGUCUUCGUCCUCCUCGUCCUCUUCUACGUCCUCAUCAUCCGCGGCCAAGACACGAUGUUCAAGCUGCAACGUGAAGUUCGAGUCAGAAGCAGAGCUGCAAAACCAUGUGCAGACGGUGCAUCGGGAACAGGCCGGGGACAGCAACAGCGGGCAACUCAAGACCCCCCAGGUGUCCCCCAUGCCCAGGGCCAGUCCCUCACAAACCGAAGAGAAGACCUACCAGUGCAUCAAAUGUCAGAUGGUGUUCUACAGUGAAUGGGACAUCCAAGUUCACGUGGCCAACCACAUGCUGGGCUCACAAGUGUCUGGAUCACAUCACCAAAUAGAGGAAGGACUGAACCACGAAUGCAAGCUGUGCAGCCAGUCGUUCGACUCUCCGGCGAAGCUGCAGUGUCACCUGAUCGAGCACAGCUUCGAGGGCAUGGGCGGGACCUUCAAGUGUCCCGUCUGCUUCACAGUGUUCGUCCAGGCCAACAAGCUCCAGCAGCACAUCUUCUCUGCCCACGGACAGGAGGAUAAGAUCUACGACUGCUCGCAGUGCCCGCAGAAGUUCUUCUUCCAGACAGAGUUACAGAACCACACGUUGACUCAGCACAGCAGCUAACAUGGCUCCGGCUCAGCGCCGCGGCCCACAACAACCACCACGUGACCACCGCCAAUUACCGCCGGAGCAGCUUCCCACCGCCGGCCUCGCACUGAACCUCCAAUUCAGGCACACCGCAAGAAAAAAAGAGAGGCGAAGCCAACAAAAGAAGAAGAAAAAAAAAGUGUUGGGGUGCGGACCAAAAGGCAAAAAAAACAUCAAAGAAGCCUUUUGGUUCUUUUACUUGCCCAUUAUUUCCAAAAUCAAGAAAAAACUUCUUUGUACAUAGACUUUAUUCAUGUGUUGCUUAACUACAGCUAUAUUGCAAUCUUAUACAGUAUUUGCCAAUGUACAGUUGAAAAAAAAAAAAAAAUGUCCAUCCCCAAAAAAUGACAAGGGAUGAAAAAGAUGAAUUCCAGAGUCUGUGGGAGCAAACAAGACUUAACCAGUGUGUGAAGGAGAAACAGGGUUCCAGUGAGAACGUGGCGAGCUGGAGGAGCUGGAGGACUCUUCAUCAGGGCCGCUCCAGCUGUGCAGAACGUCGGGCGGACCACGCAGAACAUCGCUCCGACUGCGCACGGCGUCAAUCAGACGUGUGCAAGACGUCUCCCGGACCGCGCAGAGUGUCAGUCGGACUGCGCGGAACGCCUGUCGGAGCGCGCAGAACUUCUGUUGAACCGUGCAGAACGUCACCCUGGAGUUUGACACGGUCAGUCAUUACCUGGGGGGGAAGAGGGGGAUACAAAAAAAAAAAAAAAAACUCUAUUCACCAG
Molecule: messenger RNA, 5253 nt
Organism: Salarias fasciatus (jewelled blenny)
Lineage: Eukaryota; Metazoa; Chordata; Actinopteri; Blenniiformes; Blenniidae
Gene: znf521
Product: zinc finger protein 521
Exons: 9
Coding region: 305-4501 (1398 amino acids)
Biological process (GO): regulation of transcription by RNA polymerase II
Cellular component (GO): nucleus
Molecular function (GO): sequence-specific DNA binding; DNA-binding transcription factor activity, RNA polymerase II-specific
Source: RefSeq, a predicted model, not a curated record